Messenger RNA from Aspergillus candidus, 349 nucleotides. RefSeq lists its product as uncharacterized. The record is from RefSeq and is a predicted model, not a curated record. NCBI's taxonomy places the organism in Eukaryota, Fungi, Ascomycota, Eurotiomycetes, Eurotiales, Aspergillaceae. The transcript has a single exon. The coding region runs from base 123 to 311 and encodes 62 amino acids.
GAGACCCUUCUAUCUUCCUGUUCAGUCCAGCCUUUCUUCUUUUCUCGUUUGGGUCUGACGAAUCUCUUUUUCUUCACUUCUUCGUUUUUUCUCGGUAUGUCGUUUCAAGCGUAAGAGUAUGUAUGAUGCUCUGUGUUUUUCUUCUAUUAUUCUCGACUCUCGUUAAUGUCCGAUUACACUUGAUGGACAAGCAUUUCGUUCUCUGCAUUCGUUCUGAGCCCUUCCUUGAUAUCUUUAUCUUUUCCCAUAUCUUUUGUUAUGGAUCACUUGUCCACUUACCUACAUUAUGGACCGCCAUGGCAUGGAUUUAACUUGGCCUUGUCAGAUGUAUCCUGGUGGGAUCAUUCUU